CGCCGCCAUGGCGGCGGUCGCCCGCCCCGCGUGGCUGGCUCUGCGGCCGGCCACCUGGACUCUUCGUGCCUUUUCCACCGAGGUGUCUCCGGCCCCUCGCGCUCCUAGGCCGAGCCUGCGUACAACAGAAAGAACUUCCAAGCAUGAAAGGCCCCAGAGAAGAAAGGCACUACCUCCUAGGACAGAGAAAAUGUCUGUUGACCAGGACUGGCCCAGUGUUUAUCCCGUUGCAGCACCCUUUAAACCCUCAGCUGUACCUCUUCCUGUUCGAAUGGGUUAUCCAGUGAAAAGAGGGGUGCCUAUGCCCAAGGAGGGAAAUCUAGAACUUUUAAAGAUCCCCAAUUUUCUGCAUUUGACUCCAGUUGCAAUUAAAAGGCACUGUGAAGUUCUUAAAGAUUUCUGCACUGCAUGGCCAACUGCACUAGAUAGCGAUGAGAAAUGUGAGAAGCAUUUUCCAAUUGAAAUAGACACAGCUGAUUAUGUUUCAUCGGGACCAUCUAUCCGAAACCCCAGAGCACGAGUAGUCACCUUAAGGGUUAAACUUUCCAGUUUGAAUUUAGAUGAUCAUGCAAAGAAGAAAUUUAUUAAGCUUGUGGGAGAACGCUACUGCAAGACCACAGAUGUGCUCACCAUCAAAACUGAUAGGUGCCCUUUAAGGAGACAGAAUUAUGAUUAUGCAAUGUAUUUACUGACAGUUUUGUACCAUGAGUCUUGGAAAGUGGAAGAAUGGGAGCAAAAUAAGACUGAAGCUGACAUGGAAGAAUAUAUAUGGGACAACAGCUCCUCAGAAAAAAAUGUCCUGGAAACUCUUCUUCAAAUUAGAGCUGCUGAGAAACAUCUGAAAGUAGGUAAAGAAGAGCUCCUGGGCACUAAAGAAGUUGAGGACUACAAGAAGUCUGUUGUUAGUCUGAAGAACGAGGGGGAAAAUGAAAAUACCCUUUCUCAGUACAAAGAAUCGGUGAAGAGGCUAUUUAAUUUGACAUGAAUUAUGUAAAAAAAUCUGCUUCCUUUAUUAAUUUUAUGAUACAUUUGUGCUCAUUAUCUAACAUAACAUAAAAUUGAAAAUGUUAUUAAAAAGCUAUUAUUUUACAUGAGAGUUAAAAUUAUUCUUUUCAUAGUAAUGUGCAAAGGCAAUGAUGAUUCAAAAGUUUUCUUGUGCACUGGGACAGUUGGACUCAUUUAGAAAAUCUCUUAUUUCUCCUGAUUCUAAAUUGUUCAUUUUUGGUUCUACUGUAAUAACUUUAGAUUCAUACCUGUACAUAUACUGUCUUGCCACCUGCUGCAUUUCCUUUCUUAUUCAUUUGCACUUGGUUGCUUUUGAGUAAUGAUUUUGGUUGCUUGGAAAGUUAGGCCCAGAACCCAGUUGUCUGGCUGCAGUUUGGUGCUUUAUUUAUUAGGGAGGUGGGUCUUUCAUGGUGUAGUAGUAAUACGUGCAAAUGCAAACAGAGGGGUAGCUGUGUGUAAUAAAGAAGUUGGUCCUGGGCCUCCCUGGUGGUGCAGUGCUGUCAAGCUGUCGCCACUAUGAGUUAGAUCCUGGCCAGGGAGCUAACCCACAUGGCACAGCAGACCUCUCCUGUCUUGCCUGCUGCUCCCCUCAGCAGCAUAUUCAGUAGAUCUGUCUAUUCUGCUCCCCACUCUUGUCUCUGGUGCAUUCUCUUACCCCAUUGCACCUCUGGGCUGGACCUCAGUUCUUGCAUGCAUUAAUAAAUAAAAUUCUUUUGUUCUUUUUCUUUUUUAAGAAGGUCCUGCCCAAAGAGAGAUAUGCCCUUUGCAUCAGCUUCCGGGAAGUAAUCUGUCUUACUUCACAGAGUGACUUUGUGUUUGGCAGGAACCAGUCACCAUGGAUUUUAGGGUAGGGCUGGCCACCACUGACAUCAUAAGUAUGCCAGAAAAACCAGCCAGGUGAUUUAGGGUGGGGGCUUGGAGUCCACCCUUCAAACCCUAAAGAAAUCAGUCAGUCAUACCUAUGUCAUAGAACCUCAUUAAAAACUUUGGACAUUGACGUCUGGGUAGGCUUCUCUGGUUGGCAGUAGUCUGGUCACAUUGUCACAGGCUAUUGCUGGGUGAGUAAUGCAUCCACCUUUGGGGACAUCAAUAACUAUGAGUUUGAAAUGCUUCUGGACUUCACUCUGCUUCUCUCUGCCGAUUUUAAUCUGUCCUUUCUUGUAAUAAAGUGUAACUGAGUAUAGAUAGCUUUCAUUGAGUUCUGGGAAUUCUAGUGAAGGACUGAGCUGAUGGUUUCACAUUUACAUUUGGUGCUGAAGUGAGGGUGGUUUUGUAGAUGACUGUGCCCUCUGUCUUGCACCAUUCAGCUAAUGGGGCAUCUGACUUGAGGUCUCUUCACUUGCUACAGCUUCGACUUCUAAUGGUAAAAUCUUAGACUUGUGAGUUGAAUAUGAAAGUAUCUCAAAAGGAUAACCAUUGUUGUUGUCAUUGUCAUUUUAGCAAUAGUUAAACAGCACUCUUCGUCAUUAGUUAGAUCCUUUAAUAGUCCUUUAAACUAUUCAUUGAUCUAGUACAUGUGAUGAACAGUAUCAUAUUUGUCCUUAUAUUGAGGGUUCUAGGCUAGUACAGACUUUGCUAUGUUGAUAUUUAGUCACUUCUAACUUCUAACUAUUGUUGUUUAGAUCAGAAGUUGCUCUUGAACAAGUAGGCAACUAAGAAAUAGAACAGGUAUUGUAACAAGGUGGGCAGGGAGAGGGGCAGCCCAGAAUCCCUAAACCUGCCUGCUCUAAACAGAUUCUGCCAUCUACCACAUCAAGACAAAACAUACAGACCUUUAAUGGAAAGGAACUUUAAUACAAUUAGUGUGUAAAACAGAAAAGACAAAGAAUAUAGUUUCCAAAUCAAGCACCCAAAGUUACCCAUCCCUUUGUGGGUAAAAGUCCACCCAAACGGGGUUGGCCCAAAGCAAGGCCUGAAAGCCUGCCACAAGUCUAAAGUACUUUUCAGCAGGGACACAUAGAAAGGGUCAGAAAAAGCCAGACAAGUCUGGGAGGAAAAGAGCAAAAUCAAAAUCAAGGUAAGAGCUGCCAUUGUUAGCCUCCCCACAGGUCUUUUACCCAUAUCUGUUUUCACCCAGUCCAGGACCACAAAGCAAGUGCAGCGUCUUCACACAUCUCUCUGCUCCAUGUGCCUCCUCCAGGUCUCCUUCUUGCUCCCCAUCCUGCUUCCUUCCUUCCCCAGUCUCCUCUCCAGCUUCUUCCCUGCUCACCUCCACCCUUCCUUGGCUGGAGCAGGGAAACUGGAACCUCCCCUUUUCCUGGGGACCACCCUGUUACAGUAUGUUUUCUUAAUUGUAGGAUCCUUUAAUAGUUCUUUGUAUAUUUCCAGUUUUGAUGAGCAUUUCAGAAUACUGGAUCAUUAUAGACUUUUCAUAAGAAGUCUGGCUAGUUACAGUGUUGGAAAGAUUUCAGUAUCCUGACUAUUAAGCAAAUGAGUAUAACCUCCUUAGCCUUAGUUGUUGUCUGGCCCUCAUAUCUUUGUUUUUUAAGAAAUCUCUAUAUUCACUUAGGACUCCUCUAUGGCUCUGCUGACUCCCAGGAAGGACAUGGUUUCUAGGCCAUCGGUUUAGCAAUAAUUGGUGACUCCGGUCUGGUGACCUCUCCAGUCUGAGUUUACUUACCUUAUCUGAUGAUCAAAGGUAGAGUCUGGACAAGAGUAGAGUUUGUUUUCAUACCAAAUAUGAUUUUUCCAAAUUAUGGUCUUUUCUAUAAACUAAUCUCAGUUUUAGAGAGUGAGUAAAAUUAUGAGAAAAACAAAGGGAGAGAAACCUUUCCCCCCCCCCCUCCUAUCAACUCUAGUUAUUGUUGGGAAAUCUUUAAACAAUUUUACAUAUAUAUGUAUAUGUAUAUGUGUGUGUGUAUAUAUAUGUAUAUAUAUUAAAGAAAAUAAAUUCAGAGGGCCAUGGAAACUCAAUUUUUAAAGACAACUUGAAUUUAUUUACAUAUAAUUUUAAGAUAAUUUAAAUUGUGAAAUCCUUCUUAAGCAGCAUGUUUUCCCUCCAUAAUGUAUCAAGAAAGAUUGAUAAAAUUUAUGAUACUUAUGAAUAGCAUGUAAAAGUCAGUUGAGGGCCUCCCCAGUGGCGCAGCGGUUGAGCGCUGGGUUGUGAAGCUGCCCGCAGCCUCUGCAGCGCCAGUUUGAUCCCCGGCUGCUCCCCGGCCACUGGAGGAGGGUCCCACAUGGCGUGCAGACCUCUCCUGCCGCCCGCUGCUCCCCUCAGCAGUGUACUUCGGUCCUUCUGCCUGCUCUGCUCCCU
Messenger RNA from Talpa occidentalis (Iberian mole), 4258 nucleotides. It is a transcript of the gene MRPS35, whose product is annotated as mitochondrial ribosomal protein S35. Lineage: Eukaryota; Metazoa; Chordata; Mammalia; Eulipotyphla; Talpidae. The record is from RefSeq and is a predicted model, not a curated record. The coding region runs from base 8 to 985 and encodes 325 amino acids. Gene Ontology annotation, biological process: mitochondrial translation. Gene Ontology annotation, molecular function: structural constituent of ribosome. The transcript has 8 exons. Gene Ontology annotation, cellular component: mitochondrial small ribosomal subunit.